UUGGCCGCCACCGCCUCCAAUGGGAGAGGGGCAGGCGGGGCCUGGCGGAAGCUGGGCAGCGCGGGGAGGCGGUGGCGGCGGGAUGAGCAGCUUCGGGGGCCGCACGCAGGAAUACCCCUGGGUGUCCAUCGACCGCUUCGACCGCGACAACCUACGCGCGCGGGCCUACUUUCUGUCGCACUGCCACAAGGAUCACAUGAAGGGGCUGAGGGCGCCAUCCUUGAAAAGGCGACUGGAGUGCAGCCUGAAAGUUCAUUUAUACUGUUCUCCAGUAACAAAGGAGCUGCUGCUGACCAGCCCAAAAUACAAGUUUUGGGAGACUCGCAUUAUUGCACUUGAAGUUGAAACUCCAACUCAGAUUUCUUUAGUUGAUGAAACAUCGGGUGAGAAAGAAGAUAUAGUGGUGACACUUCUCCCAGCUGGUCACUGCCCGGGAUCAGUCAUGUUUUUGUUUCAGGGUGAAAACGGCACAAUUCUUUAUACUGGGGAUUUCAGACUAGCAAAAGGAGAAGCAGCCAGGAUGGAGCUUUUGCAUUCAGGGAAAAGAGUGAAAGACAUUCAGAGUGUGUAUUUAGACACCACCUUCUGUGAUCCCAGAUUUUAUCAUAUCCCUAGCAGGGAGGAAUGUUUAAAUGGGAUAUUAAAGUUAGUACGUAGCUGGAUCACGCUGAGCCGCUAUCAUGUCGUGUGGCUGAAUUGCAAAGCUGCCUAUGGAUAUGAAUAUUUGUUCAUAAACCUCAGCGAGGAGCUUGGAACCAAGGUGCAUGUGAACAAGCUGGAUAUGUUCAAAAACAUGCCAGAAAUAUUGUACCAUGUUACUACGGAUCGGCGCACUCAAAUUCAUGCAUGCCGGCAUCCACGAGAUGAUGAGUAUCUUCGAGGGAAUAGGUUGCCCUGUGGAAUUACUUCCCAAAAUGGAACUCCACUGCGCAUCAUUAGUGUCAAACCUUCCACAAUGUGGUUUGGAGAGAGAACCAGAAAAACUGAUGUAAUAGUAAGGAUUGGGGAGAGUUCAUACAGAGCUUGUUUUUCUUUUCACUCUUCAUACAGUGAGAUUAAAGAUUUCUUAAGCUAUAUCCGUCCAAUGAAUGUGUAUCCCAAUGUAAUUCCAGUGGGAGCAACGGAGGAAAAAGCUCUUGCAAUCUUAAAGCCAUUAUGCAGGUCAUACAGGAGAAAUACUGAACCCAAAUAUAAACCACUGGGAAUGCUGAAGAGAACCAGAACAACAGACUCAACAGACACAGAUGAUGAUGAUGAGCUCUUCGAUGCAGAACUGGCUCCUAUAAGGUGUAAGAUUUCAAAACAGCAAGCAGAGACAGUGCUGCCUGUGACACAAGCUCCAUUUAAAAACUCUGAAGGAAUCCAGAGUGAGAAUGCAGGAACCACUAUGCCCACCUCUUCACAGGUUGACUUCAUAGACUGUGAGGAAUCAAAUGGUGAGGAGGAUGAAGAGGAGGAGGAUGAAGAAUUUAAUAAAAAUACAGUUUGUCCCCAGGUUGUACCCCAAGUUCCAGACUCCACUGCUGUACCAGAAAAUAUUGAGCAAAAAGCUCAUUUAGACUUGACUUGUGAGUUACCUAGUGACGAGCAGGCUGCAGAAACACCACGGUGGGAUGUUUUCUUUAAGCUGGACAGUAAAACUGAUGAUGGUUCUGAAACCGAGGACCCGCUCCCAUCUUCUGCAGAUGCUGGUGGGUCCCAGUCACCAAACUUGUUCAGUGAUUCAGAAGGGCAGAGUGAUUCUACCCACAUCUCCUCGCAGAAUUCUUCUCAGUCAACUCACAUAUCGGAGCAGGGGAGCCAGGGUUGGGACAGUCAAAUGGACACGGUGCUCAUUGCCUCCCAAGAGAGAAAUGCUGCUGAUUUCAGCUGGUUAAGCAGGGGUGGGAACAGAAUAACCACAGCUACAUCACUUUUCAUGGGUAAUCAAGCUGAUCCCAGGAGUUUGAAGCAUUUGGACCAAAAUGAACCUGGCCCAAAUAAGAUAGACUGUGAUUUGAAAGGCAAAAUCCACAAAAGAGAGACAGAUGUUACUUCUCCAACACAAAAUAUAGUACUUGAAGUAAAUAAUGACACAUCAGAAACUCCUGAUCUUGAACUGAACAGAGACUCUCAAAGCUCACCUGACUUUGAAAUCCCCUCUACCCCUGACGCUGAGUUACCUCAGCCAGAUAAGCUGCAAUAUCUUUACAAGAAACUAGCAGCAGGUGAAACAAUAUACAGAAGGAAAACCUGAGCUGUCCUUAAGAAAGAAUCCAAACUGUAUUCAGAUAUUCAUACAAAUAGGUCCUGCAUAUUUCUUCUGUUUACAUUCAGGAGCAGUUUUGGAAGGGAAAGUAAUUAGCAAUCAUGUGUUGCACUUCCUUGAAAAUCUCUCACUACUGGGGUAAGAAGGGACCUCUUGGCACUGUGAAAAUGAAGAAAUCCCUAAUGAGAGAUCUCAAAAUUCUUCUAUUUGGGAAGAGGAAAACAUUUAAUUUUUAAUUUAAAAAAAUGCAAAUUUUAAUUAAAAUAAACCAUGAAGAAGUAUGCUGCAGAAGCAAUGGAGCAAAAGAGGGAAGAUUGGACUACCAGAAGGAGUUCAGCCAAGUGAUAUUACUCCUCUAUUAGUCACAUUCCAUCCUUUAGGUCUCAUCCUUUCACCCUUCUAACCUCUGUGAAAUGUGUUGUUAAUAAACAUUUUCUACACUCUUAACUCUGCACAUACUUAAGAGAGAGGCUCUUUCAGUUAGCAAAGCAACCCUCUCCUCACUUGACUAGGAAGUCCAAUAGUAUGAUGUUUGAGGCAUCUUAGAUUUUUGCUUAGUUUUUAAAAGCUAGAACUACUGAUAGCAAAAGGGUUUGAACGAAAAUAAACAAGUAUAAAGGUAAAAGGGUGAAUUUUGGCUGAAAAAGAUAUACAAGAUGUUUAAAUGUGCUAGGCAACAUUUACCUUCUCUUUCAUAUUUCAUAUACAGUAUCCACCCGGUUCAGCUUCAAGAGUAGAUGAGUUUUCAAACUAGCAUUUAGUAAGUGACUUGAACAUGAGGCACAGGAAGAGUGCUCUUUAAUGUGAUGUUUUAACUUUCUGCAUACAAACAAGAGCGUUCCUAGUCUGAGACAUGCAAAUGCUUUAUUUAUUCAACUCUAAGACCUGGUUUCUCCCCAUUUACUGGGGGGAGAGCUCCUUGUCUUAGAAAUAAGUAUGGGGCCCUAGCUGCAGCUGUUGCCUGUCAGUGCCUACUUACCUGCCCCACUCCUCUGCAUCCUGCCAUCUCCUGCAAGCCUCUGCUCCCUGAUCUGCCCUUCUCCCUUCCAGCUUUACCUUUGCUCUGCAUCAGCAGGCUGUGUCUAUGCAGCAGCCUGGAGUACUGAGCCCAGCCCGUAGCAACAGCACACAGCCUGCACGACUGCUACGGGGCCAUGGCAGGGCCACUCUUGGUGCCACAAGCUAGAAUGGGGAUGGAGCCUGCCAUGCAGAGGCUGUGCAGGGGGUAGGGGUGAGCAGAGGCUGCAGGUGUGUGUGCAGGAGACAGAGGUAGCAGGUCACCUCCCCACUCCACUUGCUUCCCUACUGCCUGCUGCAGUGGGUGGGAUGAAGUAAAGACAACCCUCCAAUACUUAGAUACUAUACAGUACAUGGAAUAUUGUGACUAUAAAUUCUCAUAUAGAAUCCAGUUAUUUGGGGAGAUUGUCUUAAAUUCAGGAUCAUCUUAGAUUCAAGUAAAUAUGGUAUCUAAUGUACAUCACAGCAUGUUACAAAUGCAGUUCUACCUGUAGUGGCCACUUUAAGCAGCAUACCCUGGAAAGAGGAAGAUAAUUAGCGUCACUUGUCACAUGGCCCAUUCUAUUAUAGGGAGACAUUGCUGGCAGGGAGAAGCAGGUUGUCUCUGUUUUGGAGGAUGAAGCGAGUAUUCUUCCAGUUGCUCUUCACUUACAGCCCUUAGAAUGGGGAAGGACUGUGUCCUAUUCCGUUUGCAGUACAUGUGAGCUUACAUCUCAAGGAACAAUGGUCACAAACUUG
Molecule: messenger RNA, 4003 nt
Organism: Alligator sinensis (Chinese alligator)
Lineage: Eukaryota; Metazoa; Chordata; Crocodylia; Alligatoridae
Gene: DCLRE1C
Product: DNA cross-link repair 1C
Exons: 14
Coding region: 20-2236 (738 amino acids)
Biological process (GO): interstrand cross-link repair; double-strand break repair via nonhomologous end joining; protection from non-homologous end joining at telomere
Molecular function (GO): damaged DNA binding; 5'-3' DNA exonuclease activity
Source: RefSeq, a predicted model, not a curated record